AUGUCGGUCGUCCUCCCAGGCAAUCAUGUCCCAGCACAACACGUCAAUCUCAAACUAGGACCAGGUCUUCAACAAUUAACGACUGCGGGACCAAGUAGAAUCGACUCGACGGUGAUUGCGACGCGUGCUGGAGAGCUACGCCAUUCCACAAACCGGAGCAAAUGGUGGAUAGAGAGCAAUUCGAGACGGUACGUUCCUGCUCCUCAGGAAGCAGUGAUUGGAGUCGUCACCCAACGUAUCGGCGAGGGGUAUCGGGUAGAUAUUGGCUCUGCCCACCCUGCGUCUUUGGACGGUUUGGCUUUUGAAGGAGCGACAAAACGAAACAAGCCCAACCUCAAGGUUGGAUGCGUCGUGUACGCACGAGUCUCCCUUGCUCAUAAAGAUAUGGAACCUGAACUGGAAUGUUUUGAUGCUCAAACACGAAAGGGUGAAGGCUUCGGUGAGCUCAAGGGCGGAUUUAUUGUGAGGUGCGGCUUGAAGAUGUGUCGGGAUCUUUUGGAUCCAAAUCAUUACCUGUUACCUCUCCUGGGUGGCCGUUUCCCUCAUGAGAGUGCCGUUGGACUCAAUGGCCGAGUCUGGGUAUCUGCAAAGGAGAUCAAGGAGACUAUCGCAAUGGUAAGAUGCAUAGAGGCUGCAGAUCCGGAUGGAGGGGGACUCGACGCCCAAGGGGUGAAGAGCUUUCUCGAGACAUUGGAUGUGUGA
Molecule: messenger RNA, 702 nt
Organism: Cyclocybe aegerita
Lineage: Eukaryota; Fungi; Basidiomycota; Agaricomycetes; Agaricales; Hemipholiotaceae
Source: the annotation of a GenBank genome assembly